Molecule: messenger RNA, 4887 nt
Organism: Caenorhabditis auriculariae
Lineage: Eukaryota; Metazoa; Nematoda; Chromadorea; Rhabditida; Rhabditidae
Source: the annotation of a GenBank genome assembly
AUGGGUGUGUUUUGGACGGGCCUCAAGUACGUAUUCAGAGAUUUCUCCUGCUGGACUUCGACGCAUGGUGUUCCUCACAUCGGUAUGGCCAACAACCGUUGGCUGAGGUACUAGUUUUUGAUCCAAGAUUAAAGGUGCAUGAAGAUUUAAUCAAGAAAAAUUUUGAAAGCCCUUCCGAAUGUGGAGGAAAAAUUUCAGGUUGCUCUUUAAAUUUUUUCUGACGAAGAGCUAAGUAAAUAAAAAGAAAAAAAGACAAAAAAAUAUUCGGUGAAACAACGGAGAGAAUAACAGGAAACUUUUUAAUUCUGAGAAAUGAAAGGAAAUAUCGACUUUGUCUAUGGAGCAACUUUGCGCCUAGUACGCAGAAUGCGCGGGAAUUCAAAAACUUUUUGAAUAAAUUUCUUGACUUUUUUUUCUCUUUUUUUCAAAACUAAAUUAGGAUCGAAAUAAAAGUUUUGGUAGGCUAAAUUAUUUUAAAUUUAAAACAUUUGUUUUCAGUUCUCUAUUUGCUUUUAAAAAAAAAAAAAAUCUUAUCAGCGUGACUUAUCCUCAAUUUUACAGACUUUUUUGGAUUGUUGUGGUCGUGGGUUCUCUGGCGGCGUUCCUCUGGCAGUUCAUCAUCCUUUUGCAGAAGUACUUGUCUUUCAGCGUCAACACGGAAACAGUCGUAAGUGCAUCAUAUAAUUUGCACUAUUCUCUUCUCAAAAAUGCAUAGGCUGCUGCAUAAAAAUCUGAAAAAGUUGUCCGGAAAAUCAGAUUAUAUUUAAUUUCCUUUCUUUUAUCCUUCCCACCAGGACAGGAAGUAAGCGGGGUAUACCAUUUUAUAAAUUAGUUCCUGCCUAAUUUGCGAUUCUUUUCACAUCUCAAGAGACGUAAUUCUCACUAAACUUCUCAGGAAAUGUUUCCAGUUACAAUUCGCUGAGCGGACGUUCCCAGUGGUGACGAUUUGUCAUUUGAAUGCGUGGAAAGCAAAGGAAACCCAAGCCAUGGAUCCAAAAAUGGCUCGUUUGGUGGGUACCUUUUUCCUCAAAACUUUUCUUUUGAUAGAUUUCUCAGGAAUGAAAAAAAUCAUUUAUGGGUGUUUCUUGAAACAAAAAAAUUUGGGCUGAAGAGCAAGUCUGAGAGAUUUAUUACCAAAACGUUAUUUACAACAGGAGAAAAAGAAGUAAAAUGAAUCCCUCUUUUUACUUUAGAAAAUUUUUUGACCUUUUGGACUUCGAGGAAGAGAUUUAUGGAGCACUCGUUACGACUUGGAUCUGUUUGACCGCUCUGUGCCAUUUUGUCCUUCACUGUUAAGCAUCGCCCCAGGGCUUCCAAAUCCAUCUAAUAGCAAAAACGAACUUUUUACAAACUUAAGUGAGGAACAAGUAGGACAUCUAGAAGGAAAAACAGAAAGGAGGAAAUAGUCGUUGGUCCACUUGAAUGCGAAGCAUAAUUGCUCUUUUUCCAAGCUGGUGUGAAGUGAAAGAAUGAUUAUUUUAUGAUGUGUAUACCCGGAGGCCGGAAACCCAUGUCCAUGCAUGAGUGAACGGCACGCGGAGACCAUAUUAUCGUCCAUAUAAAACCAAAAAUAAACGGACUUUUUUUUCUUAGUCAGUCAGCUCUUUGUGUUUUGGUUAUCAUGAGCAACAGUUUGGGGAGUACGUUUUUCUCGGAAAAGAUGGUUGAAAGUACAUUCUUCUUGGGAAAAUUUUGUUGACUAGUCUAAUUGAUAGAGUUCCCACGCUGCUGCAACUGUUCGAAAGGUGUCGAGGCCAAACCAAAAGUUUACUUCAAAGGAAAAAAACUAGAUGUUGACGUUAAUUUUUAUAUUUUUCGCUUCCGUGUAGUAAAAAAAACGCUGACUGUGGGAGCUCGUUGAAGCUGAAAAUAAUCGUCAGUGAUAAAAUUUCUGAACAUGAAACUUGAAACAUUUUCCAAUAGCGAAUGACAUUCAAACUAGGAUUCUAUCGAAAAUAACAAUAAUAACCGGAAAGUUGGAACACCUCGGAGUGUACUAGAGAACGACCAUGCAACUUUUGAAAUUGCUCUUUUUGGAGAUUUAGUGAGCGAGUUGAGAACUUCAGAAUCCGUUCGAGUUAUCCAAAAGUCCUCUUACAAACUCUCAAAGAUUCUAGUAAAAUAACUUGCUCACGAAUCUCCAUAUAUAGUUUUGUGCCAUGACUUGAAAUUUCACCGAACGACAUUCCGCUGUUGCGCUGCGUCGCGAAGCGUCUUUGCGAGCCUCGGUCUCGCUUUGAAUUGGUUCUCAUUUCGGUACACAGACUGUACAAAGAAUCGAAGAGAUGCACCAUAAUUUUCCUAUUGUUCAAUUUUAGAUCCUUCAUUGGUCUUUCUGGCGAAUUUCCAGAUCUCAGCCUACAACACGAACGGCGCUUCGACAGAGUUUGGAUGGGGUGCGCGGCUGGACAGCGAGCGACAAAAACGCGCGGCUCUCUGGGCCCUGCUCUACUCGGAACGUCUUCAUCAGAGUGUCGAAAGUGUUGGUCCGACCGACUCUCCAGUUUCUCAAAAAUGCUCAUUUGCAGGGCCUACCUAUUUCAUAUUCCUAUUCGGAUAUGGUUGUCAGCUGCACCUACAACGCCAAAACAUGCAAUGAAACGUACAAAUUUCUGUGAUGUUUAUUAAUUUGUUCAUCUUCUUCCAGAAACUUCAUCUCUUUCUACAACCCAACAUACGGAACGUGUCAGCAGUUCAACUUCGGAGGCGAGUUUAUCUCAUCGCGCGCCGGGCCUCUUUACGGUCUCCGGAUGGUCCUGCGCACCGACCAGGCCGACUACCUGCCUUGGACCGAGACUUCUGGAGUCAUCAUGGUGAUUCACACCCAAGACGAAGUUCCUUAUCCUGACGUCUUUGGAUAUUUCGCUCCUCCGGGCACAGCCUCAUCCUUGGGUGAGUUGAUCAAGUCUUAUACCAAACGGAAACCUAAAGCUCAAGCUGUUUAGGUGUGAAUUACGUCUCAACGUCGCGACUAGGCAAGCCCUACGGCACUUGUACCACGCAGAAAACCCUCACCACCACUCAUUACACAGGCAACUACACUGUCAGUUUCAGAAAAAAACAUUAUUCGAUAAAAAUAUCAUUAAUUUCAAUACUAAUUAUUUCAACCAGAUGUUUUGAUAUGAUUUCUAUGCAAGAAAAAUGAUGCGAAAAAGAUUUUUUUCAACUUAGUUUUCAAAAAAAUAAAAUUUGUCAAAAUUAUUGUGAAUGCAGUUUUUCCUCGUUCAAAACUGUUUCAAUUUAUUUUUUUCUGACUGGUUGUCAUCCUUACUCAUUGCUUCUAAUAGCAGUAAAAAAAUUUUUGAAACAUUUGAAAUUUAUUUUUUUUAGUAUUUCUUGUUUUUAAAGAUAAAUGAGCAAUUUUUUUCACUUUUUUUCACUUUUUUUAAGCUUCAAAAAAAGCGUUUUGUCCCUUUAAAAUUAAUAAAAAAAUGUCGACAGUAUGUUAAUUUACGUCGGCGGAAAAUGCACAAGAAACAUCAUAUUUUACGACAUUUUUUUGUGGGCGGGGCGUAGCUUUAGAAACGCCGUAAGCUGUAGAAGAUUCUGAAUUAAGCCUAUGUUCCUUUAAAAAAUCAUUAAAAAGACUAUAAACAACGCGAAAAAAAAAUUACUUCAAAAAAUACCAAACUGUAAGCUUUCAAUCUCCAAGUCUGCGAUCUGUGUCUUUUUUCAAGUCAAACAGGUCGCAUUUUCCAGGUAGAAGCAUGCUUCCGAAGCUGCAUGCAAGAGAAGAUUGUGACGGAGUGUGGUUGCUACGAUCCGGCCUAUUCCCACGCCGAAAACUCGACGGCUUCUUGCGACACUUACGGCGAUCCCUCGACGAACUGUUGGAGGAGUCGGAGAAAUUGAUUGUCUUUCUCUAUUUCAGUGGCCUGCAUCGAUGAGAUUAACAAUCCGGACACGUCUGUCUUCAACAUAAUCAGCGAGUGCAACUGUCCACAGCCGUGCAAGUUUGCUUCUUUUCUUUUUCCUGUACGGAAAACUUUUUCUAGCGUCGACUCGUACAGCGUCACCGUUUCCACUGCUCUCUGGCCCGCAACUGGAUACACUGUACAUUUGGCCUGAAAAUUUAUUGAAAAUACUUUUUCAGCCCACUGAAUGUGGACCCGCGGCGAACACCUCGAAACCUUGGCUGGAAACUGAAGACACCUGCAUUUCUUGGUUUUUUUCUUUAGAUUAAAGUGAAUCGAUUUAAAAUUGGGGAAGUUCAUAAACUUGCAAAAAUUUUUAUCUGGUGCUGUUUUUUUAAAAAUAUCAGCAUUUAUUUAUGGUCCAUAAAUUAUGGAUUUUGAACCAAAAUACCUCGAGAGUCAAGUUUACAAAAUUUUAUUAUAUUAAAAAAAUUUAAAUUCAACUAUUUUUCAAGUCGUUACCGAUAUAUAGUUGAAAAAUUUCAAAAAAAUCGAAAAUCAUAAAAGAAAAAUUUUUCAGGUACCAGAAAAACACGCUCCUUAUUGAAAUUUACUACGAACGAAUGAACUAUCAAGUCUUGACCGAAUCUCCUGCUUAUACAGUUUGACAUAUAGCGAAAAUUUGAAAAAAUAAUUUUCUUCAGCUCGUCAACUUCAUCUCGGACAUUGGAGGUCAGGUCGGUCUCUUCUUGGGCAUGAGCAUUAUCUCGGUCAUCGAGUUCCUCACACUCUUCUUCUUGCUCGGUUUCUACUGCGCCACCCACAAGAGUCGUCGGAUGCAGAUCGAGGAGCUGGAGGUGGACAUCAACAAAGCCAAGGUUCCUUAUCACUUUUUCUUCGGAACAGCCCAGACAAAUUAAAGGACCACGCGGAUUCUGUAGCGGCCAAGGCGCGGAAACAUGAGCUGGACAACCACGCCUUCUACUCCGAUGCAGGCGACCCCGUUCCGCCCCGACCCGCUGACGCUCCUUGA